AUGGAUGUUGUUGGAACAGGAGCUAGGCCUGUGCUGAGCUUAGUUCAUCAGCCUUUUAAAUAUGGGAGAGAAUCAAACCAAUCACAGGAGGGAGUAAAGCUGGACAGCACGAAAGAGAAAGGCGUGAGCGGCCGAAAAACAUCCACCAUUGGUGGAGGAGAGGGGGAGACGCAGUGUUCGGAGGAGACCAAACACGAGAUCUUCCAUCUGCAGCGGUGGAGGAGGAGGAGGAGGGCGGCUCCUGGAGCGCAGGUAACUGUGUCCACCUGGUUGCGAUCAUUGGAUCUUUCCAGUGAUUGGCUGUUGGGAGAGGAGAGAGAAAGGCGCGCGCGAGUCUCUUCAAAAGCACAGAGCGGCGGCGCGGGAUCGGGACAUCAAAGCAAAACUGCUUCGAAAGUAACAGUCGCGGCGCGUCAUCAAAGUCGCAGCGGGAAAGAUCAGAACGCGGAGCGCGCGAACGCCGGCGGGGUUUCCCGCGAGUCCGCCCGCUCACUCCAGUACAAACCGAGAAAACGCCAAGAAAAUCAGCAGCGGACGCGCGCCCGGUCAUCACGUCCAGUUUCUGCGGCGGCUGGUGUUGCAUGCGGCUGCUGCCAUGCAAAUAUAUGGCAUGUUGAGCGUAUAGAAAGACUCCAGACUCGGAUUACUGCUCCAACAGAUCCUCCAGUCGCUCCAGAACAGGAACAAGAGUUUGUCAUCCUGUGUGUUUACAACGACAUGGGCAAAAGACCCUCAUCUGUCCAGUAAGAAUGUUUCAGACGCACAGAGAAAGGUAA
Molecule: messenger RNA, 776 nt
Organism: Danio aesculapii
Lineage: Eukaryota; Metazoa; Chordata; Actinopteri; Cypriniformes; Danionidae
Exons: 6
Coding region: 1-747 (248 amino acids)
Source: RefSeq, a predicted model, not a curated record